Molecule: messenger RNA, 2211 nt
Organism: Epinephelus lanceolatus (giant grouper)
Lineage: Eukaryota; Metazoa; Chordata; Actinopteri; Perciformes; Serranidae
Source: RefSeq, a predicted model, not a curated record
GGCAGCAGGUGAGACUGCAGGUGUGACUGCAGGCUUCACUCUCCUCAGAUCCUUUGUGUGCUCUCCAUGUGGCUGUGACUGUUUAAUUCCCUGUGGCUCCGGAAAAAAGAAUGAAAAGUUGACUCUGAUACAAAGUGUUGCGGCUGGUGGGGUCCUCCAUUCACCGGUGUGGUUGGGGUGCUGGGAGUUCACUCUAGAUGGUGAUAUGCAGAAAGUCCUCAAAUACUAGUCCUACUUGCUGUACAGGGGUGAUGGAAAUCUGCUGUGGUCUACUUACUUACCAAAAGGAAUCAGUUCCUCUAAAGAGCAUUGAGGUGGAGGUGGAGGUGAGGGACCAUGUGGCUACAGUGGUCUCCACUCUGAACUAUGAGAACAAGGAGGACAAACCAAUAGAGGCAUUAUUUGUCUUCCCUCUGCCUGGAGAUGCUGCUGUCUGUCAUUUCAGUGCUAAGAUUGGACAAAAAGAGAUUGUAGCUGAGGUGAAGGAGAAACAGAAGGCUCGAGAGGAGUAUGAUGAUGCACUGAGCUCCGGUCAGCAGGCCUUCCUGUUGGAGGAGAGUGAGCAGAGUCCAGAUAUAUUCUCUCUGAGUGUGGGCAGUCUGCCUCCAGGAGAGAGCGCCUCCAUCAGGCUGGAGUACGUCACUGAGCUGGCUGUGCAGGCUGAUGACGGGCUGAGGUUUUGUCUGCCUGCUGUGCUCAACCCUCGCUACCAACCUGAGGGUAGUGAAGGUGCCAGUGUCCAGGUGAUCUGUGUUCCAGCCUCUCUGGUUCCCUACAGUCUGUCUUUCUCUGCCCGACUGUCCUCUCCUCGUCCAGUCUCUAAAGUAGAGUCUAACUGUUCCCUGGAUCCUCUCCAGUACCUCAACACAGAGCAAACCCAGGCCACGGUCAAGUUGGCCGCAGGACACAAGUUUGACAGAGAUGUUGAACUGCUGAUUUAUUACAAAGAUGCCCACCAGCCCACUGCUGUGGUGGAGGCAGGACAGGCGUCUGCCAAGCCUGGCACUCUGAUGGGUGAUCCAGUAGUGAUGCUGAGCCUGUACCCUGAGUUCCCCCAGGCUGUGAUGUCUUCAGUCGCCUCAUGUGGAGAGUUUGUGCUCUUAUUGGAUCGAUCUAGCAGUAUGUCGGGGUCAUGUAUGAAGAGUGCCAAGGAUACUCUGCUGCUCCUGUUGAAGAGCUUACCAAUGGGCUGCUAUUUCAACAUCUACAGUUUCGGGUCCUGCUAUGAACACAUCUUCCCUAAGAGUGUGGAGUACAGCCAGAAGACCCUGGAAGAGGCUCUGAAAAACGUUGAAGUGAUGGACGCUGAUCUGGGAGGAACAGAGAUCCUUCAGCCCCUUGAACAUAUUUACAGCCAGCCAACCAUUCCCAAUCAACCUAGACAACUGUUUGUCUUUACAGACGGAGAGGUGGGGAACACCAAACAAGUCAUCAAUCUGGUGAAGAAGAAUUCAGGUUCCCACAGGUGUUUCUCUUUUGGAAUUGGGGAAGGGGCCAGCUCUGCUCUUAUCAACGGGUUGGCCAAGGAAGGAGGAGGUCACGCUCAGUUCAUCACAGGGAAAGAGAGGAUGCAGCCUAAAGUGAUGCAAUCACUGCGAUUUGCUCUCCAGCCAGCUGUGGUGGACGUCUCAGUCGAGUGGGAUGUGCCAGAGGGAGUUUCUGUUGGUGCUCUCUGCCCACCAAUCACAACACUUUUCCAGGGUCAAAGGUCGCUGAUUUACGCCCAGCUUACUGGACAGAGUUCAGAGGCAGCAGAGGGCUGUGUGACGGUAAAGUACAGCCUUGCAGGUCAUCCCUGUCAGAACCAGCUUCACUUCAGUCUCACACCUGCAGAUGACACUGGAUUAACAGUUCACAGGUUGGCUGCUUGGACUCUGAUCCGCUCCCUGGAAGUCAAGGAGGAAAAGGAAGGAGGAGAUGAGGAAGUGAAGAAGACGGUGGUGGAGCUCAGUGUCCAAUCAGGAGUGAGCAGUGCCUUCACUGCCUUUGUUGCUGUCAACAAAGGCAACGGUGAGGCGAUUCAGGGACCUAUGGCUAUUGUAAAUGUCCCCAGUGAGUUUUAUACUGACAGCAAAAGAAUAAUGAAUGUGUUUUACAAUGCUUUUAUAUUGAUUUUGUUUGUUAACCAGGGUUGAUUCUUCAGUGCUCAAUACUUGUGUUUUUUAAUGCCCAAAUGUGCCUUGGAUGAAAUUCUCCAGAUUUAAUGGUCUA